UUGUUUUGAGAGGGAAAUAACUGCUGCACUGUGUAGGCUAGCUGUGUUCUGUAACAUUCAGAACAUCAUAAGAAGCGAGUUUUGAGUGGUUGUUGUAGAUGUUUGUGAAACUCUCCUAAUCACUGAAACAACUGACUGGAGCAACAGAUAGGUCAGUUAGGUUGUUACAUGUGCAAGUAGCACAAAUUAGCACAUAGCGAGUUCUGGUCCCUACAGGAUGCUCUUUGAAAACUGGUUGUAAAGGGUCAGGUAUGGAUGGUGCUGUCCCAGAGGAAACCUUGAGGAAAAUAUUCAGAGCAAAAAAGACCAUGAAAGUCAGCAAUCGAAAACAAUUGGAGUUCCUACACACAAGUCUUCCCUCUCCACGUUCCGUCCCAACCCAACCUCCACAAGCAAUUGUACAUGUGGAACUCUCUGAAGAUGCGGUGUCAAUGGAAGUAGAUGAUGAAAUACAUGGAACCACGCACACCGCCCAUCCAACAACUCCCUCCCCGACGACGACGACGACAUCCCUCACCUCAGAGACCUGUAAGAGAAAAUCUUCCUCGAUUGUUGCCUCGUCACAGAACACUCAUGUAAUAGAACUUUGGGGAAAUGAAACCGAGGGCGACAAGGAGUCCAAACAACCUAGCCUUGAGGAAGUGGAGAAUAUGAAUGGUAUGAUAAAGGGGCAUAGAAAUCCCACACAGGACGUUAUCCCUGGCUAUCAUGUGACCUCCGAGAGAGCAGAUGAGUUGAUGGAGAAAGAUAUUGUUGGGAUGGAAAUCUGCCUCUUGCCCGUUUCCACUCAGGACACUGUUCCAGUUUUGGACCCCGCCUCCUGUCCUCUCCUGUCCCCCAUUACGGCUGUACAGUCUACCUCUUCUCCUUCCCUCUCCCCAACGCACACGGCAGAGACAGACCCGGAUGUCCGGCCAGGAUUCCUGGUGCUUAGUGAAGAUGAUGAUGAUGAUGUCCAGGAUGAGAGCGAUGUGGAGAAGGAUGAGGAGCAGUGUGAAAAUGAAGACCGAUGCGUGGAAACGUUGGAGGUUAACAUGAAGAAGCCAGAACAGUUUGAAAGUGGCUCCCCUGUGGACUGUUCUUUCCCUUCAUCACCUUUGCCUCUUCAGAUUGAUGAAGAUGUAGAGAGUAAUGGUGCUUUACAGGGGAAACAAGCCCUGUUUGUAGACUCAGAAGAAUGUGGCCAAGAGCUGGGGGAAAGAGACUUGGAAGUGGUAGAGACGCCACACAAGAGGCCAAGAAUUGACUGUGAGGAACUGGAGACCCAUGUGGAAAUUAAGAUCAGUGGGAGCGCUGACAAGCAAAGCAAACUGAAGAAGGUGGUGCAGCAGCUGGUAGAUGAGCAUUUGCGUGUUCUUCAGAUCACACUGUUUGACCAGAGUCUGCAGGAGCUCAGAGAACGAAUGGACCGAAUAGACAAACAACAGAGGCUGCACUCAAACCUCAAAAGACUGCAGGCAAAAUUUGACCGACUUUCCACGAAAGUUGGAACUGCCAACCAGGCCAAGGAGAUUCCCGAUAAAAUAUCAGAGGUACUCUUGCCUUCUGCCUGUACUGACGCCACAGCAACCUCGACAUUGUCAGCAACCACCACCAUCGCCCCAGCCUCCUCCACAGACUCCGCCCCAGCCUCCUCCACCGUAGCCUCCACAUCGGCAUCAGCUAUUGUCGGCCUGAGAAUGCUGGUGAAUAACAUACCCAAUCCAAAGUGUAUUGAUCAGAGAGGUCAAGUCACUACUCAUGUAUCCUCAGGUUCGCCAUUGCUACCUUCACCCUCUAUCGCAUUCUCAACUGAAUCUGAGGCCUUGAUGCUGAGCUCCUGUGUAACACCCACACCAGUCCACUCUGGCUUCUCUCUCCAGCCUUUGCUCAUACAGCUGCCUGGUAGAGGGACAGCCAUCUUCAGUAACCCAACCAGCUCCCGGCUAAUCCCAAUGUCUGCGCUUACGACCCUGACAAAUUCCACCCCAACCCACACGACUGCCUUCAUCCUGCAGAGGUCCACUCCCUACACCUCUGCCCUGCCCACGGACCCUUCAGCAUCUGCCCUCUUAUCUCAUUAUGCUGCCUCACUUACAACUGUACCCACAACUAUAACUGCGCCCAUUGACAUGCCAGCUGCCACAACCUCACACAUGACCACACCCAUAACUACAUUAAGGACCGCACCUACAACUCUGGCCAGGACUACACCUACAACUCUGGCCAGGACUACACCUACAACUCUGGCCAGGACCACACCUACAACUCUGGCCAGGACCACACCUACAACUCUGGCCAGGACCACACCUACAACUCUGGCCAGGACCACACCCAUAACUACAUCCCGGUACCCACCCAUAACUACGUCCUGGACUACACCCAUAACUACAUCCAGGAACAUGACCAUGGCCACACUAACAACCAGCUCCUGGGUCACAUCCACAACUACACACACAUCCAUAACCACGGCUACAACCAUGGCUACACCCACAUCCUGGACCACACCCACAAUUACACCCAAGGCCACAACAACCACAACAUCCAAGGCCACAACAAAAAACUUAACCAUGGCUACAACCACACCCAUAACCCCAUCUUGUGCCAUGGCUAAUGGCGCAUCCAAUAUUGUCCACCUUGCAGCCUCUGGGACAGUCAACAAACCCAGCUCAGGUGUGUCUGUCUCAGUAUGUGAGUCCACUUCGCUUGUGUCUCUGGUGAACUCAACUUCAAGUGCGUCCGUACCAAGACUGUCAGUGCCUGGCACAACAGUGCAACAAGCUGUCCCAGCACAACUAGCUUGCCCUGUGGAACCACAGGUGCCCAUAAAGACAGGUAGUCAAGCAACAAACCCUCCUUUAGACUUAACGAAGACUUUUCACUGCAACAUAUCUGAAGCAUUCAUAGACUUGACAGAGGAUGAUGAUGAUGAUGAUGAUGUUCUAGUGACAGGAGUGCUGCAGGCUCCAAUGGUCUUAAAGGCUUCCCCCAUGCCUCCAACAGCAGGUCAGCAAACCACAAUCACACAGCAAACAACCACUUCCACUCCGGUUGGAAAAAAGGCUGUGAGGUUUUCUCUUGAUCACACGCUAGCUGGAACCACGCUGGAAAUCGUCAGUCAUCGCCCUCUGCAGCAGGGUUUGCCAUCUGAAAAUGCCAAAGAAACCACGUCUACGUCUUCCUGCCAGACCUCCCCAGUUCCACCGUUGCCUGCCGUACCUCCAACCCUCAGCCUUCCCCUGGAGGCGGUGAACACCAAGCCUCCGCAGCAGCCUCUGCUCAAGCUAACCCAGGUUCAAACCAAGAACAAUGGGAUUGUCCUCUCCUGGUCUGUGACUGAGGUAGACAGGAGCUGUGCUGCCGUGGACUGCUACCACCUGUACGCCUACCACCAGGAGCACUCUGGCCCCGCCGACACCGACGCAACCUCCUCAUCCUGGAAGAAGAUUGGGGAGGUGAAGGCCUUAGCCCUGCCCAUGGCCUGUACACUCACGCAGUUUGUCUCUGGCGCAAAGUAUUACUUUGUGGUCCAUGCCAGGGAUGUAUAUGGUCGUUUUGGACCCUUCUGUGAGCCCCAGUGCACUGAUGUCUUAAUGCCGACUUCGUCAGAUGUUUAGGGCGGGACUGUUAGGCGUGUUGUUUAAGUGUUCACUUAAAAAUUUGGGAUGGUUAUUUGGUGCGAAUGCCCACAAAUAUAUAUUUAUUAGGCCUGUCAGAGUUAAGUUCACUCAAGUUAGCCUUUUGUACUUUUAGUGCAAAAUUAUAACAUUUUUGAUUGCGGUUAAUCACAUUUUCUGGAAGUGUGCACAAUACACUGAAAAUAUCCUAAAUGCAUAAUAAAUUGAAGAAGUGUCAGGGGUGAAAAUAAUUGUGUCCAAUUCCACGACCUGGCAAAUAAGGGUAAGCUGUACCGUUAAAACGUGAGUACAAGGAAAUGCAACGAAUAUGCACUACUAAUCACUUGUAUUACAUGUCCGCUGCAUGGACAUUAGUGGGUACACAGUGCACUGCUUCAAAAUGUAAUUGUUUAGGCAGACUACAAGGUGAUAUUUAACAUAGGUUAUGACAAAUCUUGGAACAGGUCUACUAGCCACGUCUUAGCAUUAAUAUACCCAUAAAAAAACAUUCUGUAGAGAAAUGUAAUCUACUUGCACUUCUGAAGUGUGCUUUACUGACGUUGCUUACUGUUCUUUUUGAUGAUAUCAAGACAGGAAUUUUUCUGUAAUGCUUUUUAUGGGAAAAUCUUUGAUUGCCACUAAACUUUAGGAUAUUCAGAAUUUUGCGAUUAAUUGUCAUGUUUUAAACGUUUGACAGCCCAUGUUAUUACAAUGGCCAUUGACCAACAUUUUGAAAGGAGUGUUUUUCUUUCUUAAUGAAACAAUAAAAAAGAUUAACAAAGUUA
This is a messenger RNA of Esox lucius (northern pike), 4381 nucleotides long. Its product is annotated as activating transcription factor 7-interacting protein 1. Gene Ontology annotation, cellular component: nucleus; transcription regulator complex. The record is from RefSeq and is a predicted model, not a curated record. The transcript has 12 exons. NCBI's taxonomy places the organism in Eukaryota, Metazoa, Chordata, Actinopteri, Esociformes, Esocidae. Gene Ontology annotation, molecular function: protein binding; transcription coregulator activity. Bases 252 to 3596 code for a protein of 1114 amino acids. Gene Ontology annotation, biological process: regulation of DNA-templated transcription.